CUCAAAGGUGCUACCGGCUUUUUCAUAACCCUGUCGAUUAGCCAGUCUCCAAAUUCUCGAUCUUCUUCGAUUACCGCGUUCACCGCGUGACAACUUCUCCAUAUCAACCAUCAUGUCUUUUGGAAAAAGUGUCUCCCUCUCCACCGGCGCCCCCAUCCCUCAAAUCGGAUUCGGUACAUGGCAGGCUGGGCCUGGGCAGGUCGGGAACUCAGUCGAGAUCGCCGUGAAGAAUGGCUACAAGCACCUCGAUCUCGCGAUGGUAUACGCCAACCAGCCCGAGAUCGGCGAGGCGUUCAAAAAGCUGUUCCCCGCCGUCGCAAAGCGCGAGGACAUCUUCAUCACCUCCAAGUGCUGGAACACCUCACAUCGGCCGGAUCUUGUCGAGAAGGAGCUGGACGAGACUUUGAAGCAACUCGGACUCGAUUACCUGGAUCUCUAUCUGAUCCACUGGCCCGUCGCUUUCCAACCUGGCGCUAACCUCUUCCCUCUCGAUCCGGCCGGUCAGGGCGAAGUGGCGCUCGAUCUCGAGACCUCGCUCGUCGACACAUGGAAGGCCAUGCUCGCGCUCCCCAAGUCGAAGGUCCGCAACGUCGGUGUCUCCAACUUCACCAUUGCACACCUCGAGGGCAUCAUCAAAGCCACUGGCGUCGUCCCCGCUGCGAACCAGAUCGAGGCUCACCCGCUGCUGCCCCAAGAUGAGCUCGCGGCAUACUGCGCGUCGAAGAACAUCCACAUCACCGCCUACAGUUCUCUCGGCAACAACUCUGUCGGGGACCCGCUGCUCACAGAAAACCCGGUCGUCGUCGAAGUCGCCAACUCGAUCGGCGCUUCUCCAGCCCAGGUCCUGCUCGCCUGGGGCAUCAAGCGGGGCUACUCCGUGAUCCCCAAGAGCGUCACGGAAUCCCGGAUCGUCGCCAACUUCAACCAGGUCGCGCUCAGCGACGCGGACUAUGCCAAGGUCAACGCGCUGGGACAGAGCCCACGGCGGUACAACAUCCCCGCCCGCUACACACCCAAGUGGGACAUCGAUGUGUUUGGCGAGGAGUGCGAGAAGGCGACUGCGCACAAAGUGAAGAUCGAGUAGAAGUGUAAAAGUGUAAUAGUAGGCCUUGUGCGAACCCGACCAAUAGGGCCACAGCAAUUGUAUCAUCCAAAGACACGCGUUUUCUUGAGGGAGGUGAAGCAAGCACUUCGGAGAACGUCGAAUGUCUGACACGUCCGUCCUACAGUCGGACGGAGUCCUUUGUAUAUACUCGGGUAGCAAUCCGUACGCCUUCAAACGUUCCGAGUUCCUAGCUAAGCGCUCUCCUGCCACGUGAGGGGAUUGCGUGUUCGGAGAGAAGAGACUGGUUGCGAGGGAUGUUACAAGCGCCGUAAGUCCAAAUCCAUGCUCGCUGAGUGUGAAUCAAGGCAUGGG
Molecule: messenger RNA, 1417 nt
Organism: Mycena citricolor
Lineage: Eukaryota; Fungi; Basidiomycota; Agaricomycetes; Agaricales; Mycenaceae
Source: the annotation of a GenBank genome assembly